AAGGAAAGGCCACUCGGGGGGCGGGGCGGGGCCUGGCCAAGCCAAGCCAAACGCGGAGUCGCCGAGGAGGAGGAGGAGGACAAGGCACAACAAGCCGCACGAGAAGGCAGGCAGGGCAGGGCAGGGCAGGGCAGAGGGGAAGAAAGAGGAGGAGGAGAAGAAGCGCGUGGAGGAGCGGGAUGCGGCGGGCGAGGCUGCCGCCGGUCCCGGUCCCGACGGCGCCGGGGGACGCGGGGCCGGAGGUGAAGUACCGCGGGGUGAGGCGGCGGCCGUCGGGGCGGUACGCGGCCGAGAUCCGGGACCCGGCUAGGAAGACCCCGAUCUGGCUGGGCACCUUCGACUCGGCCGAGGCCGCGGCCCGCGCCUACGACGCCGCAGCCAGGACCAUCCGCGGCGCCGCCGCGCGGACCAACUUCCCCUCCGCGCCCACCUCCGCCGCGGUCGCGCCGCCGCCGCCACUCCCCGCCUCAACCGCCGCCGCGGCGGGCGCGGCGACGUCCAGCCUCAGCAGCACCGUGGAGUCCUGGAGCGGCGGCGGCGGCGGCGGCGCGCCCGCCGGGAUCCUCCGCGCCGCGGCCGCCCCGGCCGCCGAGGAGGACUGCCGCAGCUACUGCGGCUCCUCGUCGUCGGUCCUCUGCGAGGACGGCGCGUCGGGUCCGGGCUGCGGCGACGAGGCCGCCGCGCCGCCGCCGUUGCCGUUCGAUCUGAACGUGCCGGACCCGGCGGCCGACGACAUGGACUGGCGCUGCGACACGCUGCUCCGCCUCUAGCCGCCGCCGCCGCAGGCCCGCAACCACUCCUCCCCAGACUGGUGCCCCCAGGAUAUCUCGCUCGCUUCGCGUGGCCGGCCGACGCUGAUCCGGCGGAACGGAGCGGAGCAAUGCGUGCGUGCGUACCCCACCCCGCCAUGAAGUGCUAUCGUGCUAUUUUGCUAUUCUCUCCAUAGAAAUUGAUAAUUUUAGUCUCUCUCUCUUUUUUUUUACCACUGCCAAGACUCGGUAAUUACUCUGUGAUAAUGUGAAUAACUCAUUAUGUAAUCCGUGGGGAGUGGAGGGAGCCUGGUCUCGCGAAACCUUCCUGUCUCCUCCUGCUGUGUGUGUAUCUGUAGCAGCAGCAGCAGCAGCACGAUGUAAUACUGUCUGUCUUGCUGUAAUUCUCAAGAGAUAAUGGAAUUAAGAGUGAUUUACAGACA
Zea mays is the source of this 1192-nucleotide messenger RNA. RefSeq lists its product as uncharacterized. The record is from RefSeq and is marked validated. Lineage: Eukaryota; Viridiplantae; Streptophyta; Magnoliopsida; Poales; Poaceae. Bases 180 to 770 code for a protein of 196 amino acids. Gene Ontology annotation, molecular function: DNA binding; DNA-binding transcription factor activity. The transcript has a single exon. Gene Ontology annotation, biological process: regulation of DNA-templated transcription.